This is a messenger RNA of Eurypyga helias (sunbittern), 697 nucleotides long. RefSeq names its product 5,10-methenyltetrahydrofolate synthetase (5-formyltetrahydrofolate cyclo-ligase) (gene MTHFS). The transcript has 2 exons. The coding region runs from base 65 to 499 and encodes 144 amino acids. The record is from RefSeq and is a predicted model, not a curated record. Gene Ontology annotation, molecular function: 5-formyltetrahydrofolate cyclo-ligase activity. Gene Ontology annotation, biological process: folic acid-containing compound biosynthetic process; tetrahydrofolate interconversion. NCBI's taxonomy places the organism in Eukaryota, Metazoa, Chordata, Aves, Eurypygiformes, Eurypygidae. Gene Ontology annotation, cellular component: mitochondrion.
UGCUGUGUAGGUGAUUGGCCAUCCCAAGUACCAAGGAUCCAGAAGAAUUGCCAUCUUUCUGAGCAUGCCAGAUGAAAUCCAGACAGAAGAAAUCAUUAAGGACAUUUUUAAGCAAGGCAAGGAGUGUUUCAUCCCACGUUACAAGCCUCACAGCAAUCAGAUGGAUAUGCUGAAGUUAUCGUCAGCUGAAGACAUUUCUUCUCUUACUCUGACGUCCUGGAAUAUUCUUCAGCCUAGUGAUGAUGACAGCGCAAGAGAGGAGGCUCUUGCUGGUGGGGGUCUUGACCUUAUCUUCAUGCCAGGCCUUGGGUUUGACAAAAAAGGCAACAGAUUGGGAAGAGGGAAAGGAUAUUAUGAUACCUAUCUUGAAAGAUGUAUGAAACAUCCCAGUGGAAAGCACUACACGAUUGCCUUGGCUUUUAGGGAACAGAUUUGUGAAUCAGUGCCUGUGACAGAAAAUGAUGUCCAAGUGGAUGAAAUCCUUUAUGAAGACUGCUGAAAGUAUCUAGGUACCAAUCCACCUUCAGAGUGACCAACCAAAGAUGUCAGAUCCAUCAAUCAUGACUUUGCAAUAAUCAUAUAGGACUUUGGGAGCAAUAAAAUACACUGUUUGUGUUUGAACAAAAAAACCCAAACAGUGUAAAUGUGGUAAUAGUAGUGAGGAUUGCAUUGAUUUGCUUCUAACUAGCAAAUACCU